ACUCUCUGGAUGACUGUGGGCUUCGUUACUUCCUGGCGGUGCGUCACCACACGUACUUGUUGCGAUGCCUGCCCUUGGCACAGCGGGCGCAACUGCAGCGCCACGGUCUGGGCCCUCACAACCUGGUCUGGGCUUUCCACUCGGAGACCCAAGAGGAGCUUGCACAACUCAUCCCUGCCCUGCAGAAGCCCACCCUACGUUGGGCCGAGCUUAGGGAACUCGGCAUUGGCUGGUGGGUCCGUUCCAACCAGCUGCUAAGACGUAUCAUUGAGAAGCUGGCCAAAAGUUCCUUCACAGCUAAACAAAACCCCUUGGAUGCUGCACUUUACUAUAUGGCAAUGAAGAAGAAAACAAUUCUGGCUGGACUGUUCAGGACUGUGAACGACAAGCGGAUGUCCGACUUCUUCCAAAACGACUUCUCUCAAGACCGUUGGAGAAAAGCAGCGCUCAAAAAUGCCUAUGUGCUGCUUGGGAAACAACAGUUUGAGUAUGCUGCAGCUUUCUUCCUCCUGGCCAAUGCCGUGAAGGAUGCUGUACAGGUGUGCCUGAGCAAGCUUGAGGACCUGCAGCUGGCCAUGGUGGUGGUACGCCUGUAUGAGGGUGACCUCGACUCGGUUCCCGAGCACCUACGACGGCUGCUCAAUGCCGAGGUGUUGGGUCAGCCCGAGGGCGCCGAAGGCACAUCCCUGGAGCUGGCCCAUCCAGAUCCAUUCCUGCGCUCCAUGGCACUGUGGCUACUGCAGCAUUACGAGGAAUCACUCACCACCCUGCUUCAGACACGUGUGGGGCAAGAGCAUCAUACGAUACACCAGGAGACGCAGCAGCUGUCCAGCAGUGCAGCUGGGCAGGCUGCAAAUGCCAGCGACAAAGGUUCCAUCUCGAGUCCUACAACAGCCGACGACACUGCUGACCCAGGGGUGUUCAACUUCUACCUCUACCUGCGCACGCAUCCACUUGUGGUGCGACGCAACCUGGCCAAGUCCAUGAGCAUGCGCCGCAAGCACGGCCGUGCGGUGCUGCUUUCGGGAUUCAAGCCCGGCAGCACAGUGACCAAGACGCUAACACCAGGAGGAGCGACCAGCAGUGACACCAUUACGCCACUGGAGCGACGGCUGUUCUUCACGACCAGCCACGCGCACUUCCGUGCUGGCUGCCCGCCGCUUGCGCUAGAGGUGCUGUCGCGACUGCCCAACUGCAUUCUUGAUGACAGUGGUAAUGUCAUGACCGAGGAAGGCUCUCCUGCCAAGAAAAAUGACUCUAAUGCUGGGACUCCAUCGGGUGCCAUCAGCAACGGGCCAGUGAAACAGAAAGCUGAAGACUUUGACUGGAGUCAACCUGUGGCAAAGGUUCCACAAAAGGCGGAAGACUUUGACUGGAGCCAGCCCCUAACCAAGAGUACAGCUGCCACGGAUAAGGCAGAUGCAUUCGACUGGAGCCAGCCUCUCGGCACAGAUACACCCCAGCGAAAAACGGACAGCUUCGACUGGGGUCCACCACUGGCCGGCACUGAUGCUCCUAAUGUCGAGGAUACCAAAGGCUCGAGGCAGUUAGAAGAAGAAGAAACACUAGCUCAAAAUAGGGUAGAGACCCUAGACAUCAUGGCGCAGCAACUGAAAUUCAUGGCAUGCCUUAAGAUCAUGAUGGAGGAACUGAGCACUCUGGCUACAGGCUUCGAGGUGGAUGGGGGCCAGCUGAGGCAUCAGCUCUAUGUCUGGCUCGAGCGUUGUGUGGCGGCACUCAAGGAAUUGUGCCAGUACGGCACUGCUAUGCAGGCUGCUGGUAGUUCCUCAGUAUCGGAGACGUCCAUCCUUCCCGAUGCAACCGGUGAGGAAGCUGGUGGAAGAGACAGGGCCAACACUGCUGACGGAACCCAGCCAGGGGCACCAUCUCUGCACGCCAUCUUGGUCGCAGACAAGCAGGAUUUCGAGGCCAAGUUGGUGCGCGCUGCACGCCGCAAGCUGUGGCUCAAGGCCAACGAGGCAUUGCUCCGCACUCUGCUGUCCUACACCGGCCUUCACGGAGCACACGGUGGAGGCCUGGCCGCAGUGCGCAUGGAGCUCAACCUGCUGCUGCAGGAGUUGCAGCAAGAUCGUUCCCAGCAGCAGUUGUUGUCUCCACUUCCUUUCCCGACAACGCUACCGCUCUUGGCUGCCAGUGUGGCCUGCCAAAAAACAGUGGUUGCCGAUCCAGUGCGCCUUCUGCAGCUAAUGGCACACGACAUCUUGCUGACGGUGAUGGACCUGGAAGAGCCCCCUGGCGAAGCCACAAGUGCCAGCACCUUCUCUAGGGUGUCGGUGUUGUGGGACCUGGGCACUUCCCUGUCUGCCUGCAUCUACCAGGCACUUUGUGACAGCGACAGCUUUGGUCUCAAGGGUCAACAGGGUUCCAACAGGGGACUUGACGUCGAGGACUGCCUCAGCCUUAGUGUGGUGUACCAGAACAGCCACCUACUAGCAGGCCAUGCCACCAGGCGACCUCGUUUGGGUAGCACUGAUGAGCCCCUCUCACCUUCCACACAGCCCAGCAAGUGGCCAGGUGUGCAGUCUCUACGUGCAUUGAUGGCUCGUGACAAAGACGAAGAUGGUCCCCGGCUGCACACCUUGCUGUGUGAGUCCUUCGUGGCUGUCUACCUGAGCCAGCUGAUUCACGCGCUGGCCUCCUGCGACUGCCAUGUCCUCUACCGGCUGGUGGGCCAGCGCUUCACCCAGCGCACCUGGUCAAUGCUGUUUGGUGGGGGAGCCAAGAAGCUGCUACGUGUGUCUGCAGGUGGCUCCAGUGGAGCUGUCACACCAUCAGCAGCAGCUCCUGAAAAGGAGGCAACAGCCACUGUUGAGACUGGUAUUUUUGAUGCCAUCACCCGCCAGCGUGUCAAGUGGAACAUGAAAAUUUUGCCUCAGCUGAAAAGCGAAGCUCCACAGGCGAAUGUCCGUGAAGACCGUCCUACGUACAGGGAAAUCUUUGUACCCCCAAUCAUGUCAAUGAUGUCCUGCUUUAUGUCCAAGCCUAUCCUCCCGGACCAGAUGGCAGCGAUUGACUACGACUCGGCAGCAUCACUUUCCAGCGACGAAGAGGAUGCCGCAGGAGGCCAUGAUGAAGAGAUUGAUGAGGAUGAUGUGUUCAAGGAUGCAGGCACGACCGAGCAGCAGCGACGGCCCUCUCAGGGGUCCCGCCUGGAGCAACUGGAUCCUGGCUCGUACGCGUGGGCUCUCAUGCGGUUCGCGGUUGUGAAAAUGGUCAACCACAACUUACGAGACUUCCUCACUGUGGCUGGCAUUGAGCUGCAAGAGCUCCCGGUGACAAGCCCCCUUCUGCAUGCGUCCCUGCGUGCCAUUGACCACUGGCUGCGGCACCUGCGUGAGUCGCUGGAGGCCCAUGGCAGUGCACCCCCCGGCCUGCUGCCCAACUCGCAUGUCGAGGCGUCCGGCCAGGGUGCCGCACCUGUGCAGGGGCCCCCCAUCCUCAAAUACAAGGUGCUCCUGGAGGUGGACAACACGCCUUUCAGCCGAAGCAAGCACCCUGCAGCCCACCCAGCUCGCAGGCUGUGGAACUACCUGGUGCGGCAAGAGGGUGUUCAGGACCUGUUCAUUCGUUAUCUCUUCUCCCACAAGGUGACACCACUGCCAGAUACACAAGGCCAAACGCAGGCAACAAAAGGUCAGACGCAGCCACCAAAAGAAGGACCGACGACCACUCCUGGUGGUGAAGGUGACGAUCAUUCCCUCGAUGGUGGUGUUCUAGAUCCCGUCCGUAUCAUCCACAAAGAUCAAGAAAGCAUCUCGGCCUUCUGCAUCAGUCAGGUGAACGAAGGAAUUUUGUCUCUGGCUACACCGAAAGAGUUGCAAGAGCUGGACAUCUCAGCUCUGCUAGAGCCCGCACCUUGGCUCGAUGACGAGGCAGAAUUCGACAUUCUCACUUUGAACAGGCCUCCGGAGCCCCCAGCAGGGCAAGCAUUGGACUUCCUGGUGGUGCAACACCCACUGGACCGGCACAAUGCCUCAGUGGGUACUGGGAUGCCUGGCGCUGGGUCCUCCGCAUUCACCAGCCCUACCAGCGCCAACCCUCCCUCAUUGGCACAGACGGGUCGGGGUACCACUAUGAUGAAGGGGCUGAAUUUCCCCGGGAGCACUAACGCCCACUUCUGUCAGAUUGUCCUCGAGCGAAGCCGUCUCAUGAUCAAGCCGCUAAAACGACAUCGUGUGGACUCGGUUCGGCGGCUGGCAGCCCACCCAGUGCUCCCACUCUACCUCUCUGGCUGCCAGGAUGGCUCUGUCAGCCUCUGGGAAUGGGGCCAUGCACAGCCUGUGUCGACACCAAGGCUGGCGGGCACCUUUGCCAAAGUAACCAGCCUGCUCUUCAACCAGCAAGGGAACAAGUUUGGCGUGACUGACGGCGAUGGAAACCUGAGCCUGUGGCAAGUCAGCAUGACGUCCACAAACGCCAAGCCCUUUUUCAGCGCAUCAUGCCACACCAAGCAAGCCAGCGACUUUGCCUUUGUGAGCUCAUCUAGUCUGAUAGCCACGGCGGGCCACUCCACGGAAAACCGCAAUGUCUGCCUAUGGGACACACUACUUCCCCAACGCAAGGCGCUCAUUGCCUCUUUUUCUUGUCAUGAGCACGGCAGUUCUGCAGUGGUGUUUGCACCACAAAACCAGCUCCUGAUCUCGGCUGGAAAGAAAGGAGACGUCUUCAUAUUUGACGUGCGGCAACGGCAGCUGCGCCACAAGUUUCAGGCGCACGAAACAGCCAUCAAGUGCCUUGCCCUGGAUCCCCGGGAAGAAUACUAUAUCACCGGAUCUGCUGAUGGGGACAUCAAGGUCUGGGGUCUGCCAGUCCACGUGCUGCUGUACGCCUUCCCCAGCGAGCACUCUCGGAGUACGCUGUUCCGGAACAUUGGCAUGGGUGUAACACACCUACUGACCGAUGCCAAGGGCCGGCUGUAUUCGUGUGGCGCAGAUGGUUCCAUGAAGAUGCGCCAGCUUCCCGACCGUGAUGCUGUGGUAGCCAGUUUCACCUAGCACAACAUCCCACCACUACGUUUUGCUUCUCUGUCCCUGCACCUUUCAAUGUCCGACCUUGUGCUGCAUGCAGAGUGACGGGAAACCGAGUUGUGUGGCUUUGCAACUGUUAUCUCUGGAAAUAGUCGAUUUCUGCAAUUAUGUAUCCAGGUUUCAACCAUCCCCUGGUCUUGUGUAUCCUUGCGAGCCCCAAUAGUUUAUGCAGCAAUGGAGCAACGGGAACCCAGAGAUCUGCUGAGGGUUAGUUCCCUAUAAGCCUUCUUGGCGCUCUUUGUGAACCCGUGUCCACCCCCCCUCCUUUUUUUUACUGUGCUCUUAUAAAUAUACAUACCUCUGUUGUUGAAUGUGCAGUGUAGCUGUGAUAAAUUUUUCCCCACUUCCCUGUUAAGUCACAUUUGCCACGUGGUCCUGUUCCAAGUGACAUUCCUCUCAACGUGCAGAACCAGGGCACAGCUUCGAUGGGGGAGAUGAAGCAGUCUUGGACAUACGUUUGUUUUAUGCAAAUUAUGCACUGGCUGUUGAUUGCUUGGUUAGCCAUUGUGCGUGGUAGGUGCAUGGAAGCUGUUCAAUUGCUAGUCGAAAUCAGCGGUUGCGGUUUUUCUCCCCUACUGCAGACAAAGCUGAGAUGAUUAAAUCAAAUAUGCGCAGUCAUUAGUGUAGAGAACUAAAGCACGUUUGUAUAUAUGUAUUUAUGACAUAAAUUUUUGCUUAUGCCAUUGUGUUCUACUUAGCCUUAUUUUUUAGAAGCGACUAUAUAGAGGUGGUGAUGAUGGAACGUGCAAAUUGUCUGAAAUAAAAAGUUACAGUGGG
Messenger RNA from Rhipicephalus sanguineus (brown dog tick), 5825 nucleotides. It is a transcript of the gene Rbcn-3A, whose product is annotated as dmX-like protein 2. Gene Ontology annotation, cellular component: RAVE complex. Gene Ontology annotation, molecular function: protein binding. NCBI's taxonomy places the organism in Eukaryota, Metazoa, Arthropoda, Arachnida, Ixodida, Ixodidae. Gene Ontology annotation, biological process: vacuolar acidification. The record is from RefSeq and is a predicted model, not a curated record.